This is a messenger RNA of Melitaea cinxia (Glanville fritillary), 672 nucleotides long. RefSeq lists its product as uncharacterized. The transcript is spliced from 2 exons. Lineage: Eukaryota; Metazoa; Arthropoda; Insecta; Lepidoptera; Nymphalidae. The record is from RefSeq and is a predicted model, not a curated record. The coding region runs from base 102 to 590 and encodes 162 amino acids.
GUUUGGUCGAGCCUACAUACGAGCUCAGCGUGCAGAAUUGGCCAUUAGCGGUUUUCGUGUAACAGGGAUAUAUCCCGUUAAUAGACACGUCCUUGAAGAGCAUGGCUUUAUUGACGAAGACCUUCCAGCAGUAUCCUUCUAAUGACCCAGCGCGCGAUAUAACGACACCAGUUGAUAAAAUUCCUGAUAACCCAAUACCUGAGCCAAGGGCUGUUGUACCUGAACCCGAUAACUGCUUACCCGAGACAAGGGUUGUUGCAAGUACGGAACCUCAAUCUGUAAAUGAACCAUUACCCCAGAGCGUUGAUGGCGCACGACCAGGAAUGUCAACACCGACUAUGAAUGAUUCAAUAGUUAGUGCCUCUACAUCAUUACAAAAGAAUACGCCAAAGAAACCGCCAAAGAAGACACAAAAGAAAAUGCAAAAAAAAACAGCCCAGAAGAAAAGAAAGAUCACAACAGAAAGAAAAUCAUCGUCUGAAAGUUCUGAUAAAAGUGAUUAUUCAGUCAAUGAUAGUACCGAUGAAAGUCCUGAUCGUUCCCAAAAUCAAAAUAGUAAAUGUUUGUAUUAUAAUGGGCUUUUUUUUUAAGACGUUCAUGGAGAGAAAUGAAUCCAAUGUGCAUCAUGCAGGGAGUGGGCUCAUGAAGAAUGUGCUGGCAUAGAAGAUAAGG